ACACCUCUCUCUCUCUCUCUGCGCGUGCAAAUAAAACCCUAAUUCGCGAAUAAAUUUUUCCCUUUCCGUCUCUCAUCUGGCAAAUUGAAUCUAUCAAUGAUCGUGCUCUCUGUGAAGCCUCUAUUCUGCGUUCUUCUGGGCAGUCUUUCGCUCCUGCUCGCUGUGAUCUUCUUAUCCCCUUCGUCCUCUCCGUUUUCGCAGAUCUCUGGCUCAUCAGAUUCUCCAUUUGGAAAAGUCGAGAUAUGGAAUAUUCGGAGGAUUGCUGAGUGGCGGCCUUGCAAAUGGUGGCUGCAAGGAGAUAUAACUGCUCUGCCAGCAGAGAGUAAUGGAUAUAUCAGAGUGGAUUGCUAUGGUGGCCUCAAUCAGAUGAGAAGGGAUUUAUGUGAUGGUGUAGGCAUUGCACGUUUACUUAAUGCAACUUUGGUCUUGCCGAAGUUUGAAGUGGCUGCAUAUUGGAAUGAAUCAAGCGGUUUUUCAGAUGUGUUCGAUGUUGACUACUUCAUUCAACAGUUGAAUGGCUUUGUUAAAGUUGUAAAAGAACUGCCUGCUGAGAUUGCAUCAAGAGAACCUGUUCAGGUGGAUUGUAGCAAACGCAAGGGUCAUUUUGACUACAUUGAAAGUGUUCUCCCUUCACUGCUCAACCAUCAUUAUAUUUCAAUCACACCAGCAAUGAGCCAAAGAAGGGACAGGUAUCCUCUGUAUGCAAAGGUUGCUCUCUGCCAGGCUUGUUACAGUGCAUUACGCCUUACCAGUGCUUUGGAGAAGAAAGGCUUGGAGCUUCUGCAAGCUAUUCCUAAGCCCUUCCUCGCCCUUCAUCUUCGAUUUGAACCGGACAUGGUGGCCUACAGUCAGUGCGAGUACCAUGGUCUUUCUCUUGCUUCUAUGGAAGCCAUUGAAGCAGCCCGGGGAGAGCGAAAACCAUGGACUGGAGAGGCAGCCCAUGUUUGGAAAAACCGUGGGAAAUGCCCCCUCACACCUAAGGAGACUGCAUUCAUACUUCAAGCUCUUUCCAUCCCAACAGCCACAAAUAUUUACUUGGCAGCUGGUGAUGGUCUGAUGGAAAGGGAAGGGUUGACGUCUAUUUACACCAAUGUUAUUACCAAGUCAACCCUUCUCAGUGGAGAGGAUCUCACAACCAUGCAUGGGAACACAAAAGCUGCCCUGGAUUAUUAUGUAUCUAUCAACAGUGAUUCCUAUGUAGCAACUUAUUUUGGAAACAUGGAUAAGAUGGUAGCAGCAAUGCGAGCUUUUAAGGGGUUGCAUAAAACUCUAUUUUUAAGCAGGAGAGCUUUUGCUGAAUUUACCUCUCAGGGCUUGAAAGGAAGGGAUUUGAUGGAAGCCCUGUGGAAGGCUCAUAGAGAUGAUUUUAUUUUGGGAAGAGGGUCUGCUUUGCCUGAAUGUUUCUGUGAGUUCAAAUUGUGAUGUUUAGAUAUAACCUGAUAGGAUCAACUCAUUAUUUCUUUUUAUUUGUUUGUGAUAUUGAGGUACACAUUGCUUUUCUGUUGGGGAAUUUUUGUGGGAGUAAGAUGUGCUAUUCGACACAUGCCAAUGCGAAGUCUUAAUUUGUUUUA
Molecule: messenger RNA, 1571 nt
Organism: Malania oleifera
Lineage: Eukaryota; Viridiplantae; Streptophyta; Magnoliopsida; Santalales; Ximeniaceae
Product: O-fucosyltransferase 13
Exons: 6
Coding region: 97-1422 (441 amino acids)
Cellular component (GO): cytoplasm
Source: RefSeq, a predicted model, not a curated record